UUUGAAGUCUAAUAAUUGGCUGAUGCACACACCUAUGUUGCAAGUCCCAGGUAGAGUACAAACUUUGCAUGAGGCUCAACAAUACACAGCUGACCAGCCAUAUCACCUCUUACUGUACUACAAACAUCCUUCUGUCCUCUGUGAAGAUGUCCAGCUCUCAAACAACCACCACUAACGGGGCGGUGGUCAUCAACCAUGUCUACCCCUAUGAGAACGGGAUGGGGGUUGCAGUGGUCGCAUCUGCUCCUCACUGUUUGGAACAGACGGUCUCCUCAGUGUUGGGAAGUUUCCGGGCAGGGCAUCCAAAAGCGCUGGGAACCAUACAGAUCAUGAUUGGUUUGAUAAUGCUGUUGACAGGAAUCGUGAUGAAUGCAGGACCACAAGUAGACAAUAUUGGAGUACUUAGUGGAAUAUUUGUCUGGGGAUCUAUCAUUUAUGUAGUUGCAGGCUCUCUAACUGUUGCUGCUGACAACAAACUGAACAAAUGUCUGGUAAAAGGCUCCCUUGGAAUGAAUGUUGUCGCCACGGUUACUGCUGUUACUGGCACCAUUCUGCAUUCUUUAGACAGUGCUGGGAUCUUGUUCCGCUACUACUGUGACUAUCCAGGCUAUCCUUCAUACAACACUCCAUCCUAUAUCAACUACCCUCGAUCCUAUGUCUGUCAACAGUAUUGGAUCAGGUCCCAGGGAAUAUCAGGUGUUUUGGCUGUUUUCUCCAUGCUGGAGUUCAUAGUGUCCAUCUGUGUCUCGUCAUUCGCCUGCAGAGCUGUCUGCCUGUGUUGCCGUUCCACCCCUGAGCAAGUGUUCAUCAUUGGGAAUCAAAUACCGGUACCUCAUGGCAGCGUGACUCCAGGCAACGCACCUUACCCUCCUCAGAUCAACUACGAGACUGGGAACUACCCAAAGGGUCCUGUGGGAGACGGUAUGGGUACAGGGUUUCAACAGAAUCCCCUGCCUCCUCAAUACACUGCUGUCAUCCCUUGAAAAUCGGGCCUCCGUGAAUACAUUGUUCUUUUUCUUGUUGAAAUCAUGUUCUUAUGUAGACCUAUGUUUCUGAUACAAGCCAGGCAAUGGUUAGCAGCACAUUACUGAUCUGAAUAAUUUGACGGUUAAAUAUUGAUAGUGUAUUGUAAUGCAAUGUUUCAGUAUAAUUUUCAGGUUACUAUAUGAUUGAUUUUAUAACCUCAUGUUUUUGUAAUUUCUAUCUUUCUUUAAUUGAUAUAAUUUAAUCAUAAUUUCUUAUAUAAAGGUAUAGCUGAUUUAUCAACUAAAUUCAACCACUGCUAUAUGACAGAAUAUGAUGAUGCAUCAUUUUUAAUAACACACAAAUGCAUAUUUAACUUAAUGUCUUGAAACAAUAAAACUGACAAAAUUA
Messenger RNA from Oncorhynchus keta (chum salmon), 1374 nucleotides. RefSeq names its product membrane-spanning 4-domains subfamily A member 4A-like. The transcript has 7 exons. The record is from RefSeq and is a predicted model, not a curated record. Bases 69 to 983 code for a protein of 304 amino acids. Gene Ontology annotation, cellular component: membrane. Lineage: Eukaryota; Metazoa; Chordata; Actinopteri; Salmoniformes; Salmonidae.